Telopea speciosissima is the source of this 1358-nucleotide messenger RNA. RefSeq lists its product as uncharacterized. The record is from RefSeq and is a predicted model, not a curated record. Lineage: Eukaryota; Viridiplantae; Streptophyta; Magnoliopsida; Proteales; Proteaceae. The transcript is spliced from 14 exons. The coding region runs from base 41 to 1276 and encodes 411 amino acids.
UCGAGUGUGUGUGUGAAGAGAGCACACACGGAGGCAAGCGAUGGAAGCUCUUCGGAGGUUGGAAGAAGUGCAGAGAAUGAUGACGUUCAUGCGAUCGCGUGGCCUCUCUUCAGACCAUCCCGAUUCCGACCGUUUCCUCGCCGAUCUCAUGCUCCUCUUGGUAAAACCAAGUGACAUGCUCAACAUGGGUAAGAAGCUUCAUUUGAUAUCUGAAUUUCUGUCGAGGGUUUCAGUUGCUAUUGUUGAAGAAGCAUUGCUUUUUACCGGAGAAGGUAUUCAACAAGAUAAUGUUGAACAUCAUACACAAUUUCGUGUCGAGAAUAAAAUAGAUCUUGAUUCAUGGGCGAUUGAUGUUGAAGAUAUGGCUGUGGUUGGACUAGAUGCAAUGAAACGGUCAAAUUCUAGUCUUGACGAUUUUUGCAGGUCCUAUUUUAUGUUUCAUGAUCUGGAUGUGAGCAAACCACAAACAAUAUUCAUAUACCUGCCAAUUCUUUCAUUUACAGAAAGCUACAUUUAUCAGCUUGACAGAUAUAAUGAAGAAAUUCUGCACCCAUCAACAAAGGGCGAUAUUCCUUCAGAAAGAGGACCUGACCAUUUUAAUAAUGUUUAUAAGGAUGAAAAGCAAAGGUUGAGAAAGAAAUUCCUUGAGGUUUUUAAAACUGAUCCAUUUAGGCCUCUUAUUCUUCUGCUUGAGCGGCAGGGACUUUUGACAGAGCGAAUAAGAGAAGAGCUUAGGUGUGGACAAGAGUAUUGGGCUCUGGAAAGGAACCUUUGUAAUGCACUUCUAAGCAAUAAGGAGGUAUUUAUUGAAGAUGUGAUGAGAGGCAUUGAUCUAAAAUCCUUUGAUUACCGGGUUUUGAAUCUGUUGUUGUAUCAGUUGAGAGGAGAACAGGUUAAUGAAUUGCAUAUGGAGUUUUUAUCAAUCUCAGAAUUCCUUGUUGAAAUAUCUGAUGACUUGUUUGAUUAUGAGGAUGAUGUGGUUGAAAAUAAUUUCAAUAUUUUGCGCAUGUUUGUCUGGAUAUAUGGAGCUUCAGUUGCGCCGUCCAUGUUGGCAAAAUGCAUUGCUGAGGCAGAAGAGAAGUAUGAACGCCUGUCAAAGACUUUGGAUCCCAACCUCUCCCUGAAAUACUGGAGAAGAUGUGAAGAAGCGACAAAAGAAGGUGGGAAUAUAUCAGGUCAUUCUCUCGGAACAUGGACUAUUCCACCUGUGAUUGUAGAUGAAGAAUUGUAUCGAACAGAUUUUCCAGGCUUUAGAUCAUCUGUCAAUCCAGAUUGAUUAUGUUAAUUUUUGUGGAUUUUCUUAUCAAACUUGAUAUUCAGCCAUCAUCUAUCAAUCUCACUCAUGUGUUAUUAUGUUC